Messenger RNA from Sander lucioperca (pikeperch), 6583 nucleotides. It is a transcript of the gene chd4a, whose product is annotated as chromodomain helicase DNA binding protein 4a. The coding region runs from base 346 to 6261 and encodes 1971 amino acids. NCBI's taxonomy places the organism in Eukaryota, Metazoa, Chordata, Actinopteri, Perciformes, Percidae. Gene Ontology annotation, molecular function: ATP hydrolysis activity; ATP-dependent chromatin remodeler activity; chromatin binding. Gene Ontology annotation, biological process: chromatin remodeling; negative regulation of transcription by RNA polymerase II. Gene Ontology annotation, cellular component: chromatin; NuRD complex; nucleus. The transcript is spliced from 41 exons. The record is from RefSeq and is a predicted model, not a curated record.
GGGAUAUUAUGGGAUGCCUGCCCCCUGAUCUCUUUGUGUGUGUGUGCGCGCGCGCGGGGUGUGUGUAGUGUGCGAGGGAGAGAAAGAGGAGACGGCGUCGUGUGCACACGCUGCCCACAAAAAAACACGGAAAUAUAUUUAAAUUGUACCGUUACCUUAACACAAAGAGCUUCCAAGUGUUGAUGAAUUUAGACAAAGUGAGCCCGGAGUUACUGUUUUGGGGAAGCUGUGUGAAUCAAGUUACUCAAGAUUGGGUCAGAACCCUGGAUUAUCCUAAAAACACAUAACUUUAUUUAGUUAGCUAAACUGUUAGCUAACUAAAUAGAAAGUUUUCAGCUGUCCGCUAUGUCUGGAAGCGAGGACGACAGAGAUGAUUAUGGAGCCCCCGAGGACCGGUUAAUGCACGAUGACGAGGAUGAGGAGAUCUCCGAGAACGAGACUCCGAAGGUGAAGAAGAAGAAGAAGGCCAAGAAGAGCAAAGAGAGCAAGGGCAGCAAGAGGCGGUCGCGCAGAGAGGAGCUGCCCAUCAGCUCCCCAGAGGCCAUGGAUGUGGGCAAGGUGGAGGAGGCGGAAGACGGCGGCCUUGCCCAGCGCUCUGACAGCGAGGGCAGCGACUACACGCCAGGGCGCAAAAAGAAGAAGAGAGCCAGCAGCGGCAAGGAAAAGAAGAGGAGCAGCUCCGGCACCGAACGGAGCAGCUCCAAGAAGAAAGAACCGGAGCCCGAGGAGGAGGAGGACGACGACGACGAUGACUUCUCGGAGCCAAAGUCGUCAUCGCAGCUGCUGGACGACUGGGGCAUGGAGGACAUCGACCACAUCUUCACUGAGGAAGACUACCGCUCUCUGACCAACUACAAGGCCUUCAGCCAAUUCGUCAGGCCCCUCAUCGCAGCCAAGAACCCCAAGAUCGCCGUGUCCAAGAUGAUGAUGGUUCUGGGUGCCAAGUGGCGGGAGUUCAGCACCAACAACCCCCUGAGGGGAGCCGCGGCCGCCAACGCCGCCCUGGCCACCGCCAACGUACCGGCGGCGGUCGACACCAUGGUGGCGGAGGUCGUCCCAGCUCCCGUAGCCCCGCCGGCCCCUGCAGAGCCCCAGCUGCCCCCUCCCCCGCCGCUACGCAAGGCCAAGACAAAGGAAGGCAAAGGUCCCAACGCCCGCAAGAAGUCAAAACCUACACCUAAACCACAAGACAAGAAGAAUAAUGCCAAGACCAAGAAAGUGGCUCCUCUCAAAAUCAAACUGGGAGGCUUCAACAGCAAGCGGAAACGCUCAUCGAGCGAGGAGGAUGAGCCUGAAGUGGACAGUGACUUUGAGGACGGCAGCAUGAACAGCGUCUCCGUCUCAGAGGGAUCAAACAGCCGCAGCAGCCGCAGCAAAAAGAAGCCGUCCAAGAGCAAACCCAAGAAAAAGAAAGAAGCCGAGGAGGGCGACGGCUACGAGACCGACCACCAGGACUACUGUGAGGUUUGCCAGCAGGGGGGAGAGAUCAUCCUGUGCGACACCUGUCCCAGAGCGUACCACAUGGUCUGCCUGGACCCCGACAUGGAGAAAGCCCCCGAGGGCACCUGGAGCUGCCCACACUGUGAGAAGGAGGGCAUCCAGUGGGAGGCCAGGGAGGAGGUGUCGGAAGGCGAGGAGGACCUCGGCGAGACCGGAGAGAUGGAGGAGGACGACCACCACAUGGAGUUCUGCCGAGUGUGUAAAGACGGAGGAGAGCUGCUCUGCUGCGACUCGUGCCCCUCAUCGUACCACAUCCACUGCCUCAACCCGCCGCUCCCAGAGAUCCCUAACGGAGAGUGGAUCUGCCCCCGCUGCACGUGUCCAUCCAUGAAAGGGAAAGUCCAAAAGAUCCUGACGUGGCGGUGGGGCGACGCUCCUCCACCCACACCCGUCCCCCGCCCUCCAGACCUUCCGGCCGAUUCCCCUGAUCCCGCCCCGCUGGCAGGGCGGCCGAUGAGGGAGUUCUUCGCCAAGUGGUCCAACAUGUCGUACUGGCAUUGCUCCUGGGUCACAGAGCUCCAGCUCGAGCUUCAUUGUCAGGUGAUGUUCAGAAACUACCAGAGGAAGAACGACAUGGAUGAUCCGCCGCCCAUCGACUUUGGCGAAGGAGAGGAGGACAAGAGCGUCAAGAGGAAGAACAAGAACCCCAUGUAUGCGGAGCUGGAGGAGAAAUACCUCCGCUUUGGAAUCAAGAUGGAGUGGCUAAUGAUGCACCGCAUCAUCAACCACAGCGUGGACAGGAAGAAUAACGUCCACUACCUGAUCAAGUGGCGAGAGCUGGCGUACGACCAGGCCACCUGGGAGGCCGACGACAUGGACGUACCGGAGUUUGACACCUACAAGGUGCAGUACUGGAACCACAGAGAGCUGAUGAUGGGAGACGAGGGGAAACCUGGGAAGAAGAUCAAGGUGAAAGGAAGAGUGAAGCGGCCCGACAGACCUCCUGAGAACCCCGUGGUCGAUCCGACUAUAAAGUUCGACCGUCAGCCCGAGUACCUGGACAGCACGGGGGGGACGCUGCACCCCUACCAGCUGGAGGGUCUCAACUGGCUCCGGUUCUCCUGGGCUCAGGGCACCGACACCAUCCUGGCCGACGAGAUGGGUUUGGGAAAGACGGUUCAGACGGCCGUCUUCCUGUACUCGCUCUAUAAAGAGGGCCACUCUAAGGGGCCGUUCCUGGUCAGCGCUCCGCUCUCCACCAUCAUCAACUGGGAGAGAGAGUUUGAGAUGUGGGCCCCCGACAUGUACGUGGUGACGUACGUCGGAGACAAAGACAGCCGAGCCGUCAUCCGAGAGAACGAGUUCUCCUUCGAGGACAACGCCAUCCGUGGAGGGAAGAAAGCCUCCAGGAUGAAGAAAGACUCGUCGGUCAAGUUCCACGUCCUGCUGACCUCCUACGAGCUGAUCACCAUCGACAUGGCGAUCCUCGGCUCCAUAGACUGGGCCUGCCUGGUGGUGGACGAAGCCCACAGGCUGAAAAACAACCAGUCCAAGUUUUUCCGGGUGUUGAACAACUACCCUCUGCAGCACAAACUGCUGCUGACUGGAACUCCUCUGCAGAACAACCUGGAGGAGCUUUUCCACCUGCUCAACUUCCUCACACCUGAGAGGUUCAGUAAACUGGAGGUCUUCCUGGAGGAGUUUGCCGACAUCGCCAAGGAAGACCAGAUCAAGAAGCUGCACGACAUGCUGGGUCCGCACAUGCUCAGGAGGCUGAAGGCCGACGUCUUCAAACACAUGCCCUCCAAGACAGAGCUCAUCGUCAGAGUGGAGCUCAGCCCCAUGCAGAAGAAGUACUACAAGUUCAUCCUGACGAAAAACUUUGAGGCUCUGAACACCAAAGGAGGAGGAAACCAGGUUUCUCUGCUCAACGUCGUCAUGGACCUCAAGAAAUGCUGCAACCACCCCUACCUCUUCCCCGCGGCUGCUAUUGAAGCUCCAAAGAUGCCCAACGGGAUGUACGAUGGCAACGCUCUCACAAAGGCUGCCGGCAAACUGCUCUUACUGCAGAAGAUGAUGAGGAAGCUAAAGGACGGAGGACACCGAGUGCUCAUCUUCUCUCAGAUGACCAAGAUGUUGGACUUGCUCGAGGACUUCCUGGAGAACGAGGGCUACAAGUACGAGAGGAUCGAUGGAGGGAUCACCGGAGGGAUGAGACAGGAAGCUAUUGAUCGCUUCAACGCCCCUGGCGCGCCGCAGUUUGCCUUCCUGCUGUCGACGAGGGCCGGAGGUCUGGGUAUCAACCUGGCCACCGCCGACACCGUCGUCAUCUACGACUCUGACUGGAACCCCCACAACGACAUCCAGGCCUUCAGCAGAGCUCAUCGUAUCGGCCAGAACAAGAAGGUGAUGAUCUACCGCUUCGUCACCAAGGCCUCUGUGGAGGAGAGGAUUACUCAGGUUGCCAAGAAAAAGAUGAUGCUCACUCACCUGGUGGUCCGACCCGGUCUCGGAUCCAAGACUGGCUCCAUGUCCAAACAGGAGCUGGACGACAUCCUGAAGUUCGGAACGGAGCAGCUCUUCAAGGACGAGUUUGAACGCGAGAACAAGAGCAAGGAGGAGGACAGCAGCGUCAUUCACUACGACGACAAGGCCAUCGACGUUCUGCUGGACAGGAACCAGAGGGACACAGACGAACCGGAGCUGCAGAGCAUGAACGAGUACCUGAGCUCCUUCAAGGUGGCUCAGUAUGUGGUCAAAGACGAGGAGGAGGAGGAGGAGGAGGUGCAGCGGGAGAUCAUCAAGCAGGAGGAGAGCGUGGAUCCGGACUACUGGGAGAAGCUGCUGCGUCACCACUACGAGCAGCAGCAGGAGGAUCUGGCCCGCAACCUGGGCAAAGGCAAACGCAUCCGCAAGCAGGUCAACUACAACGACGGCUCUCAGGAAGACAGAGGUAAGGACAGAGCCGAUUGGCAGGAUGACCAGUCUGACGGCCAAUCAGAUUACUCGGUGGCGUCUGAGGAGGGAGACGAGGACUUUGAUGAGCGGACAGAAGCCAACUCUCGCCGGCCGAACAGGAAGGGCCUGAGGAACGACAAAGACAAACCGCUGCCCCCCCUGCUGGCCAGAGUGGGAGGCAACAUCGAGGUGUUGGGUUUCAACUCUCGGCAGAGGAAGGCCUUCCUGAACGCAGUGAUGCGUUAUGGGAUGCCUCCCCAAGAUGCUUUCACCACCCAGUGGCUGGUCCGAGACCUGCGAGGGAAAUCUGAGAAAGAGUUCAAGGCGUACGUCUCUCUGUUCAUGCGUCACCUCUGUGAGCCCGGGGCCGACGGGGCCGAGACCUUCGCAGACGGCGUCCCCAGAGAAGGGUUGUCGCGGCAACACGUCCUUACCCGUAUCGGUGUUAUGUCACUUAUUCGCAAGAAGGUUCAGGAGUUUGAGCACGUGAACGGUCAGUGGUCGAUGCCCUGGAUGGCCGAGCUGGAGGAGAGCAAGAAGGCCGCGGCUCAACCGGACUCCCCCGGGAAAACCCCGUCCACCGGCACCCCCGCCGACACACAGCCCAACACACCCGCUCCAGUUGACGACUCCUCCUCAAAGACCGAGGAGGCAGCGAAGGACGCAGAAAAGGAGGUGAAGAACGAGGGCGAGGCGGAGAAGAACGGCAAAGAGCCCGCGAAGGCCAGCGACGAGGUGAUCGCAAUCCCGGACGACGACGAGAAGAGUCCGCCAGCCGAGGCGGAGAGCAAGAAGAACGGCGAGGAGCCGAUGGAGACGGACAAACCCAGCAACGGAGAAGCCGAGAGCGUCAAAGAGAAGGAGGCCGAGAAGGACGGCGAGGCCGAGAAGGAGAAGAAGAGCUCAGAGGAAGGAGAGGAAACCAAGUCGCCUCCGGAGGCCAAGACGGAGGGGUCAGAGGUCAAACCUGAGGACUCUGAAGUCAAAGCAGAAGAAAAGAAAGAAGAAAAGAUGGACACCACUGCUCCUGCAGAUGAAAAGAAAGCAGCAGAUCUGAAGGAGGAGAAGGAGCCUCCGAAGCCGGAGGAAGCAACCAAACUGCAGAACGGAGACAGCAGCAAGGAGAGCGGAGCCUCAGCCACCGCGGCCACCGCCGCCACUGGAGCCGCCAGCGAGGAGAAGAAGAAGGCCAAGACCAGAUUCAUGUUCAACAUCGCUGACGGAGGAUUCACAGAGCUUCACUCUUUGUGGCAGAACGAGGAGCGCGCCGCCACCGUCACCAAGAAAACCAACGAGAUCUGGCACCGUCGUCAUGACUACUGGCUGCUGGCUGGCAUCAUACAACAUGGUUACGCUCGCUGGCAGGACAUCCAGAACGACGUCAAGUUCGCCAUCCUCAACGAGCCUUUCAAGGGAGAGAUGAACCGAGGCAACUUCCUGGAAAUCAAGAACAAGUUCCUCGCCCGGAGAUUUAAGCUGUUGGAGCAGGCGCUGGUGAUCGAGGAGCAGCUGCGUCGCGCCGCCUACCUCAACAUGUCUGAGGACCCCUCCCACCCCUCCAUGGCCCUCAACACCCGCUUCAGCGAGGUGGAGUGUCUGGCCGAGUCCCACCAGCACCUCAGCAAGGAGUCCAUGUCCGGGAACAAACCGGCCAACGCCGUCCUGCACAAAGUGCUGAAGCAGUUGGAGGAACUGCUGAGCGACAUGAAGGCGGAUGUCACCCGCCUGCCGGCAACCAUCGCCCGGAUACCGCCGGUUGCCGUGCGACUCCAGAUGUCGGAGAGGAACAUCCUGAGCCGGCUGGCGAGUCGAGGGCCCGAGACACAGACGCAGUCACAGACGCAACAGAUGUCGCAGCAGUAGACUGAGACUCUGCGCUUUUACCUCGAAAACCAACCCCCCUGCCUCACCUCAACAUUCCUGAUUGGUGCACAGCAGAAUGACGGACAGCGCGCUCAACUUGAAGCCACGCCCAGUUCACUUCCUCUCCCCCCCCCCCUAAAAAGACUUUAAACAGAGUUUUUCUGGAGCAUCGGAUCCCUUCCCCAAGUUUGAGGCUGUGGACAGAAAAGCUAUUUUAUUUUUUAUUUUUUUCCUCCAUUUUUUCAAUUUCUGUAUUAAUAUUAUUGAUAUAAUGUUAUUAUGAUGUUUUUUUGGGACCUAAAUAAAAAAAUGUAAUAAAGAA